AUGCAUCAUAGCCUUUGUCAUUCUUUGUCCAACACCAGCACCAAGGAGUCAGUCAGCGACAGGAAUGAGGAGUUAGCAUGGAACGGACAGGGGAUGGCUGAAGCAGUAGCGCUAUCCCUACUAAACCAGAGGCUGGGGGAAUCAAGUCAAAAGAUUAUGCAGCCUUGGGUGGUGGUGCCAACUAUGGCGGUUGCAGUAGAAAUACCUGACGAGGAAGCCAGCAGGGAGCAGGACUUCAAAGGAGAGCAUUUGAAAGCCGCCGUCAAUAAACCCUCUGUGCGUGAGAGCUGGACGUCAGAAUUGCCAGGAGGAGGUUACUUCCGGAGUGCUACCCACCAGGGAAGCGCAGAGCAUGAGACGACGCUGCCAUCGUCUCCCAGCAAAUCCUAUGAUGGCAACAGCUCAUCCUUGACAGAGACAGAGUCAGAGCCAGAGUCAGAAGGCGAGAGGCAAAGGAGCCGCCGCAAAAAGCGGAAGAAGAAAAAAGACUGGGGAAGCAGACAGCGGAUUAAGAAAGCUAUGACAGGUGUCAGCAUUAAAACACCAUUCGUAUGGAGCGGACGAGCAGACCUAGACGUGUUUGAUCAUGGUGCUAUGAAGUAG
Molecule: messenger RNA, 603 nt
Organism: Suillus fuscotomentosus
Lineage: Eukaryota; Fungi; Basidiomycota; Agaricomycetes; Boletales; Suillaceae
Exons: 2
Coding region: 1-603 (200 amino acids)
Source: RefSeq, a predicted model, not a curated record